CCUGGUCUGUGGUUCAAAGAAUUUUGUGGAUUUGUGGUUUGCGAUCGAUUUUUUUUUUGAGAAAAGCAAACAAUAAUCGAGAAGUUUUAAAAACAAAUUAAAUAUAAACAAAGCUUGAAUUAUAAGUCAUUACUAUUGGUUACGUUAAAUUCCUUUCUAAAUACUUCUCUUGGGUUAGGAGAUGUGUUUCUCUAAUAAACGCUAUCGGUGAGACCAAUGUUUUUUCAUUAUAAUGUCAAAACAAGGAAAAAGAAAAAUUACUGUCGAGUUACCGAAAACAAAAGACCUCUCGAAUAGACCAAGUGUGUUUGAACGUCUCGGUACCAAGAAGUCGUCGAGUGCGAAGAAAGCGACUACGGAACAUUGCAGGCAGUGGGCUCAACACGGCAGCUGCGCUUACGGCAAGAGUUGCAAAUUCGCGUCCACUCACACCUUGAUAAGUCCUUCCAAACAGCGGGCGGCUAACAAGGAUAGUGAGAAACGUGUGUUGAAGGAUGACCCUAAAAGCAGACUGCAUUCUACUGUAGUUGUCAGGUCUGGCAGAAGCCCGGACGGCGAGAUCGACAACUGGGACCAAAAUGACUUAGAAUAUGCGGACACAGACGUGCUGGAGAAAAGACGACAGCAGUUGCAACGUGAAUUAGAAUUGCAACUGAAAAUGGACUCUAAUAAAGACAUGCGGAAAGACAAAAAGAAAACUGUGUCAAGCUCCUCUUCUUCAAGAAGUUCCAGCUCGUCCAGUGUGUCGUCGUCUUCUUCAGAAGGCAGCACUUCUUCAUCCUCAUCUGGCAGGGAUGCUAAAAGGAGAGCCAAAAAAGGAAAAUUGAAAAGGAACUCUAGUUCAUCAUCGGAAUGUGAUGUACCUUCCAAAAAAAAGUUAAUAAAAACUGAUUCAAUGAAAAGAGAUAAAAGUGAAUCAAAAAAAGUUAAUGUUAAAAAAGAUGAUAGUAGGUUGAUAAAAAAGCAUGAAGCUAAUAAAAAGAAAAAUCUUUCAAAAGCAAUUGGUAAGAAAUCUUUGUCACCUGGUAAAAAAUCAGGUGGCACACCACCAAUAACUUCGAAAAGCGUAACAUCAAAAACUACUUCAAAACAUGUUAAGUCUCCACAAAGAAAAGAAAGAAAUAGAAGUGUUUCACCUCAUACCACUAAAGAUAAAGACAGGGAUCGAAUAAAGGAUAAAGAACGAGAGAAAGAAAGAGAAAAGGAGCGUGAUAAAGAUCGUUCUCGCCGCAGUCGAUCACCUAAGAAAUGUCGUUCGAGAUCCCCUCGUCAGCAUGGAUCUCAUCCAAAAGACCCUAGAAAGAAAGAUAGUUCAGAAAGAAGCAGGCCAGUGUCGCCUAAGAAACAAGUGAGAAGAGAUGGGAGUACUGAGAGACACAGAAAACGAUCUGCUAGCAGAGAAAGAGACAGAGGACGUGAUCACAAGGACAGAUCUUUAGAAAGAAAAAAAGAUAAACAUGAUGAUAAAGAUAGACACGAAAGAAAAGAUAGAGGACGUGAUAGAAACAAAGAUAGCAAAAGAGAUGAUUCAAAACGACGCGGCCGCGAUCGUGGUUUGGGUGGUGGAAGAGGUGACAAGGGUUUAGCAAAACCAAACAAACCAAUGCAAAGAUUGCUUCCGAGGCCGGAAGAACGAUUAGCUGCCUUAGCAGCUAUAUCUAACAGGGCUUUAGAAACUGACAAAAAUUCGACUACUUCUAAAGAUCGUCAGGAUACGCAUUCGGAAAGAGGCGGUCGUAAACAAGAUCGAAUUGAAAGAGACAGAUCCAACAAAAGAGAGAGGAUGGACAGUAUAGAAAGGGAACAAGGAGAAUUCGAUUCAGCAAUGGAUCGUCAAUACGAUCAUGGUCAUGACCACUACGACAGAAUAGACGAUCGUUACGACGGUGUUGCACGAGAAGGUGAACGAUCGCCUGGUUACUUACAAGGCAGGGAUAGGCACUAUGACCCUGGUUACGAUAUGGCAGGACCACCGCGAGGUUACCCUGAAGAUGAUGAUCGAAUGUAUGGGGAGUCUAUGGGCGACCCCAGAGGAAUGGAAAUGGGUUACGACGACCGACGACCGCAUCGUGAUCGUUCUUGGGAAGGGCGAUCUUCUAUGGAUCGUGAGCGCGGUUAUAUGCAUCCCCAUAAAGAAUGGGACAAUGAAGACUAUCGUGGCCCUGGUGACUGGGGUCGGGAGCGACAUUGGCCUUUACACGAUCCUCAGAUGAACGAAUGGGGUGACAAAGAGCAGGAUGUGGACGGUUGGCACCACCGUGGUCACCCUGGUCAUCGUGGUCGUAUGCAUGAUGACUACAAUCGCGGAGGAAGAAUGGAGCACGGACGAAACGAAGGCAACAAGAGGCGCGCGCCUCGGACUGAAACGGAACCUGCGAAGGAGCCUGCACCUGCUACGCAGACAGCUCCGCCCACACAGCCAGAGGAACACGAUUCGGAGGAAAAACCUCCUAUUCCCGAUGACUUGAGUGAAAUCAGCGACGAUCCUGAUGACAUUUUGGAUAGAGAAGAUAUGAUGGAUCAAAAUAUCGAUGAAAACAGUCAAACUGAUCAGCCAACUGAAGAAAGUAUAGCAAAGCUAGAUGGUUCAGAAAAAGAAUCUACUCAGGAUACAAGUGGUGCUUGUGAAGAAAAAGAAUCUCAAGAGGGUAAGGAUGAAGAAGACGUCACUAAUUUAGACUUCGAAGAAAUAUCUGACGGUGAAUUGGAGGAAGAACGUACUAGAGCUGGUCUGGGCGACGCUCUGGGCGUGGACUGGGCGAGCCUCGUCGCCGACGUGCACCGCCGCGAGCAGACCGCGCCCGCGGGCGGCGCGCGCGACCGUUGGAGGCCCGAACGGGUCCUCUCCCGAAUCGGACUCUCCAUAGAGAUGGCGGGCAAGGACACCGUGCAGAGCAUACUGCAGCAAAACGCCAAAUCACUCCAAACGGAGAAAAAGUCAGGCAACGGAGAUAAGCCCGGUCUGGUUAACGGGAAACAUGACGAUGACAAGCAGAAGUCAGAUAUUCCAACAGACGUCAAUGAUUUGCAUCCAGUGGCUGCUAUUCAGGUGGCGACAGAAAAGCGAAGACGCCAGCGCGCUGUAUUAUUUGGUUCUGGCUGCGAAAUCACCCGCGGUUUGAGCGCGAGACGUGAUUUAGCACUUCGCAGAUACCUGUGUCACUUGCCAGUGGCAGAGCGCACCGGACAGUCCCGUGUGGCCCCGCAGCCCUCACUGUUCCACGCUGCCCGCGCUCUGCUGAUGCAGGCUCCAGUUUCCGGCUGACAAAGACUAUAACCAAGAGUUGCUGGUGGUAAAUUGAAGAAAAAUUACUGACGUGGUGAAACCAAGAAAAUUCAGUUUCUUAACAGACAUUAGAAAUUAUAGAUUGGGCUUAUUAGAUGAAAUUAAUGAUAAAGCAAAGUACAUAUUAUGACAUUUUGAAAAGAAUUCAGGUUUAUUAAGAAAAAGAUGACAGAUAAAAUUAAUGAAUAUGAUUAUGAAUAUUUUUCACAAGUUUGGACAAAAUUUCUAAAAUCAUAUAAAACCUGAUUAUGUGUGAACUGACGGUGUUGCCAAAAAGACAGUGAACUAAAAUGUUUUAUUUUUCAAGUUUACAAUGAACAAAUGAUGAACAUAGAGUAUGGAUAUUUUUUCACAAGUUUGGACAAAUUUCAAAAUAAUGUAAAACCUAAAAAUGUGUGAACUGAGGGUGUUGCCAAUCAGACAGUGAAUUGAAAUGUGUUAUUUUUCAAGUUUAUCAUGAACAAAUGACAAAGACAAACAUAGAUACUAGAAGCAUUAUUGUUAGUAUUGAAACACAUUUUACAUGCAGUGAAGGGAUUUCCUUUUUUCAUGUGAUUGUGUGCAACAAAUGUUAGUAUCGUAACACUUUGAUGUUUCUUUUGAUAUUAGUGUAAUUUAGUGGUAUUUUGAAAAUAUCUGAUUUCAACAGAAACAGCUGUAUCCGGAAAUUUUCCAGGAGCACAAGAAUUGAUACUCAUUUUUGCUGCAACAUUGUAGAGUGGUCUUUGUGAAAAGAUAUCAGAUUUCAUGUGAGACAAUAGUGUUAUGUAUACAAUAGUGUAUUUUAUUGUAAUGUAUCUUCUAAGAAUUCUGUGCAGCAAAUGCUAUUAAAAUAUCAUGUCAAAAUGGUAAUAAAGUGUCCUAACUUAA
Molecule: messenger RNA, 4156 nt
Organism: Maniola jurtina (meadow brown)
Lineage: Eukaryota; Metazoa; Arthropoda; Insecta; Lepidoptera; Nymphalidae
Product: zinc finger CCCH domain-containing protein 13-like
Exons: 9
Coding region: 233-3265 (1010 amino acids)
Cellular component (GO): RNA N6-methyladenosine methyltransferase complex
Molecular function (GO): metal ion binding
Source: RefSeq, a predicted model, not a curated record